UGUAUUUUACUAUUAUGGGUAGACUUCAUUUUCAGUGUGUUGGAGUGCGUUCGUAAAUUUUAGUACAUCAGCUUUCUUCUUUACCGACUAAUUUGUAAACAACGCUGUUCUGCCUGCUGCGGGAAAGUUAAAGCAAAACAAUCUGGUGGUGCUUCUGGAUCGCUUUUUACGUUUACCGGUUCCAACAAUGUCCUCACAGCAAUCAACGGUAAUCCACUGGUUCCGCAAGGGCCUACGUGUGCACGAUAAUCCCGCACUGGUAGCAGCGAUUCGCCGAUGCUACGAUUCACCGCAGCAACACGCUUUGAGGCCCAUUUUUAUCCUCGAUCCCGAGAUCGUUCAGUGGCUGCGAGUGGGACCCAACCGGUGGCGGUUCCUGCAGCAAUCGCUGGUUGAUUUGGAUAAAAAUCUCCGGAAAAUCAAUAGCAGGCUUUACGUCGUGCGAGGAAAGCCAGAGGAUGUGUUUCCAAAGUUGUUUAAGGAGUGGAAGGUUUCUUUCCUCACAUUCGAACGUGACAUCGAACCGUACUCACUGAAACGGGAUGCAACCAUUGAAAAGCAAGCCAAGGAGCAUGGAGUUAAAAUACUGAUUGAGAAAUCUCUUACGAUCUACGACCCGGAUGCGAUUCUGAAGAUGAAUUCCGGAAGACCGCCGCUGACUUACCAGAAGUACGGUUCGUUGGCAGCUGCUUUGAAGAUCCCUCAGCCAGUUGAUGCACCGCAGGUGCCGUUACCUUCGGAAUCCGUUCCGAAGCAGGACGUAAAUGAGCGGAAGAUGGCCAACUGUUACGAUCCACCGUCACUCGUUGAAUUGGGAGUAAAAGAGGAAGAUUUGGGUGAAUGUAAAUUUCCUGGCGGUGAAACGGAAGCACUUCGGCGUCUUGAGGAGCAGAUGAAGCGGAAAUCUUGGGUCUGCUCGUUCGAGAAACCAAACACUUCUCCGAAUUCACUGGAACCGAGCACAACAGUUCUGAGCCCUUACGUGAAGUUCGGCUGUCUCAGUGCAAGAUUGUUCAUGCGAGAGCUGCAGUCCGUGCUUAAAGGCCAGAAGCAUUCGCAACCCCCGGUGUCUUUGGUCGGACAGUUGAUGUGGCGUGAGUUCUACUAUUGCGCUGCAGCCGCUGAGCCGAACUUUGACAAAAUGGCAGGGAACAGUAUCUGCCUUCAAGUCCCGUGGGAUACCAACAAGGAGUUUUUGGAAGCGUGGACCUAUGGCCGGACCGGUUAUCCGUUUAUCGACGCAAUCAUGCGUCAACUAAGACAGGAAGGAUGGAUCCACCAUUUGGCACGGCAUGCCGUCGCUUGCUUUCUGACUAGAGGGGAUCUUUGGAUUUCCUGGGAAGAAGGCCAACGUGUAUUCGAGGAACUUCUACUCGAUGCCGACUGGGCUCUGAACGCUGGCAAUUGGUUGUGGUUGUCGGCCUCUGCUUUCUUCCAUCAGUAUUUCCGGGUGUACAGCCCGGUGGCGUUUGGGAAGAAAACCGACCCAGAGGGGAAGUACAUCAAAAAGUACGUUCCAGAGUUGGCCAAGUAUCCUUCCGGAAUAAUCUACGAACCAUGGAAGGCAAGUUUGGACGUCCAGAAGAAGCUGGGAUGCAUCAUUGGGAAGGAUUACCCGAAAAGAAUCGUCAUACACGAGGAAAUACACAAAAAGAAUAUCCAAAAGAUGACAGAAGCCUACCGGAAAAACAAAGCCGUCAAGGAGGGGGUAAUGAAAGGGGAUAAAGAUCCGGAAGCUCCUAGUUCUAGUGGAAAACGUAAAUUGAGCACACCGACGUCGUCAACCACGAAGAAACCGAAGCUCAGGGAAACCCUUACCAAGUACCUCAAGAAGAAGUAAGAAUCGAGAA
This is a messenger RNA of Aedes albopictus (Asian tiger mosquito), 1850 nucleotides long. It is a transcript of the gene phr6-4, whose product is annotated as cryptochrome-2. Gene Ontology annotation, biological process: circadian regulation of gene expression; entrainment of circadian clock by photoperiod. Gene Ontology annotation, molecular function: FAD binding; deoxyribodipyrimidine photo-lyase activity; DNA binding. The record is from RefSeq and is a predicted model, not a curated record. Lineage: Eukaryota; Metazoa; Arthropoda; Insecta; Diptera; Culicidae. Bases 188 to 1840 code for a protein of 550 amino acids. The transcript has 2 exons. Gene Ontology annotation, cellular component: cytoplasm; nucleus.